Molecule: messenger RNA, 1556 nt
Organism: Dendrobium catenatum
Lineage: Eukaryota; Viridiplantae; Streptophyta; Magnoliopsida; Asparagales; Orchidaceae
Product: alcohol dehydrogenase-like 7
Exons: 10
Coding region: 128-1270 (380 amino acids)
Biological process (GO): formaldehyde catabolic process
Cellular component (GO): cytosol
Molecular function (GO): zinc ion binding; S-(hydroxymethyl)glutathione dehydrogenase [NAD(P)+] activity
Source: RefSeq, a predicted model, not a curated record
AAAAAUCAUAAUGAAUAAAGAAAGAAAGAAACUGUCACACACCCCUUAUUAGUACCCCGACCGUCCCUCCCACGGGUCAAUCAAAGGCAAUCUUCAUCUUCAUACAGAAAAGCUAGCGCACGCAUCAAUGGAGAAUUCCCCAAAGGCCAUUCGCUGCAAAGCGGCCGUGUGCAGAGCUCCCGGCGAGCCUCUUGUCAUCGAAGAAGUCGAGGUGGCUCCUCCCAAAGCUUUCGAAGUCCGCAUCAAGAUCAUCUGCACCUCACUUUGCCACAGCGACCUCACUUUCUGGCGCAGACAAGAUUUCUCAAUCUUCCUUCCGCGCAUCCUCGGGCACGAGGCUUUCGGGUUUAUUGAGAGCUUGGGUGAUGGGGUAAAUGGAAUGGAGGUGGGGGACGCGGUGGUGCCAACGUUUCUAUCAAACUGUGGGGAGUGUAGGGAGUGCCGGUCGGAGAAGGGAAAUUUCUGCUCGGUGGCCCCGUUCUCUGUGUUUCCAGGGAUGCCGAGGGAUGGAACGGUCCGGUUCACGGAUGCAGCCGGUCAGCCAGUGAACAACUUUCUCGGCGUGUCAAGUUUCUGCGAGUAUACUGUUGUUGAUAUCGCUCAGGUGACCAAGGUCGAUAGCGCACUCCCGCCGGAGAAAGCCUGUCUGCUCAGUUGCGGUGUGUCCACGGGAGUCGGAGCCGUUCGAAAGAUAGCUGCAGUGGAGGCAGGAUCCUCAGUGGUCAUAUUUGGGCUAGGUGCAGUAGGAUUAGCGGUUGUUGAAGGGGCAAGGUUUCAAGGGGCUGCCAAAAUAAUUGGGGUAGAUGUUAACCCUGAUAAGUUUGAUAUCGGAAAAAAAUUGGGGCUUACUCAUUUUGUUAACCCAAAGGAUAACGGGGAAAAAUCUGUGGUUGAGAUAAUCAAAGAGAUGACUGAUGGAGGUGCUGAUUACUGCUUUGAGUGCAUUGGUUUGGCCUCUUUGAUGAGUGAUGCUUUCAAUUGCUCCCGAUUGGGUGUUGGCAAAACUAUCAUUCUUGGAGUGGAAAUGCAUGGAAACCCAAUAUCAAUAGAUUCAGCUGAAAUUUUGAAGGGAAAGUGUAUUAUGGGUUCUUUAUUUGGUGGAAUCAAAGCGAAGACUGACAUUCCAAUCCUAGCAAAACAAUACUUAAACAAGGAACUGCAUUUGGAUGAGUUCAUAACUCAUGAGGUGAAUUUCAUGGACAUAAACAAAGCUUUUGAUUUACUGGUUCAGGGGAAGAGUCUCAGAUGCAUCAUAUGGAUGAAUCAAUGAUCUCUGCCUAGAGAUUCACUAGGAAUGACUCUGAUAUGUGAUUGAGAUUUUGUUUGGGACGGUUUUUUUAUUACUUCUUGAGCAGCUUUUUAGUACUAAAAAGUUGCUUCAAUAAGCAAUAAAAAAGUCGUCCCAAACGAGGCCCGAGUGCUCCACUGUGGCCAGUUUUAUUUAUUUAUUUUGUUUAAAGAUCUUAAUUAAACAAGACAUGUUGAUUUAUUUUCUCAUAUUUGAGUGAUAAUUAGAUUGCUGCAAGAUGAAAAUGAAUGGCAUGUCCCUUUGAUUA